UUAAAAUUGCAUGAUAAAAAGAAGGCAAAUGCUGAAGACUCUUAUGAAUAUUAUACGGUUGCAAAACAAAACGUUACUUGUUUUUGAUGAAGAGAAAGAUCAUCUGAGACUACCUAGUGAGAGAGAGGUGGAUUAGUCGUUCUUUCGUGUUCGUAGAAUUUACUGAAUUUCGUCUUUGAAAUGUUGGCUUCCAUGUUGAAGGAACACCAAGCCAAACAGGCUACAAGGAAAGAUCAGCAAGAAAAAAGACGGAAGGAAGCAACGGUGGCCGCAUUAAACGUGACGAAGGCAUUAGUCGGAAAUGUCAACAACAGAGUGUCCCUGGCCUACACCAAUGAGAAGCGUCUUGAUGCGGAGGCUAGGCAGCUCCAAGCCAAUGCAGCUCAGUUUGCCAAACAGAGCAUGCAGUGGUUAUCCCUGUUACAGGUAUUUUCUAUGUUCCAACAGGAACUUGGCGAUGUCGAGAACUGGGCAAAAAGCAUCGAAGUCGACAUGCUCACGAUAUCGAGCGCCUUGGAGUAUGCGCUGAAAGACACGUGAGGAUAAAAGGUGCGACAGUACACGUCGUCUGUUGCUUGUAUAGAGGUCAAACCUUUGGUACUAUAAAUAAUGCUACGGAUUACAUUAUCAUUCCUAGACUUAGUUCACUAAGCCAUCUGAGCAGCAGAAAGUGGUAAUAGAUUGAACUUGUUCAAUUAUUUCUGCAUACUUUAUGUAACUUUGAAUUCUCCACAGUAAAGAUUCUCAUCACAAUAGCUUGCCUCUUCUGUGUUUUGAUGUGGAAGGUAUAAACCUGUAUUGCAGACACUUUUGUAUCAAAUUCACUCAUUAAUUAACAGGUCGUGAGUUUGCCGCGAUUUGCAUAAAGGCAGGUCCAUACUUCGGCCAGUUGCAAAACCACCAAUAAAUUUGACCUCGCGAAAUAUUUGCAGUGAAAUUUGCAUUACCAGUGGAAGACUUUGAGACACUUGGUGGCCCGACCAUACUGGCCAUUUUUACCAGCACCGAGCGUGCGCGCAGUUCCGAGCACACACAAGACCGUGAAAAAAAGACCAGUAUGUCUGAUGCCACCAGCGUCUCAAAGUCUCCGGUUUGAAUUUGCUCAACUCCUAGGAAUUUACAGCAGUAACAUUUUAAAUUAUGUCACAAUUUCACAUUCGUGUUUAUGUCAAGUUGGAAAGCUACCAUUGCAGGCCAAAUCACUAACCUGAGAUGAACAACCACAGAGAGUUGCGCGUCGUAAUUCAUUUGAAUAACUUGUGACUUUCAGCCUGGACACCUUGUGAUUACCUCAUGCUGAACCUAGUAGGUCAAAUGUCAUUGUGAAAAUGUAAUACAUUCGCCUUGUGGAAAAGGAAAGGUCAUUGAUUGGACAGCUUCCAAAUAAAGACUACCCAUCGCAAAAACCAAUUUCUGAGGUUAUUGGUGGAAGGGGGGGAAUAUUAAUCCUUUAAUAAUUAUUUUUUGUUUAUGUUCAUGUAUAGAACCUGCCAUUGGAUGGAAAGAAAUUUUUUAAUGUCUCUUGAAGGUAAUCCUUGCAGACAUAUCUUGGUUACAUACCGGUGUAAGCUUGUGUUAAAUCUGUAUUGAUAAUUGAUAUCUGACUGUACAACUCUCUGCUGAAUUUUUGCGUAUGCUACACUUCAAUCAUUUGAUGAGAUUUCUUUUGUUGUGAAGUGGGAUUGUAAAUUGGAGUGCAAUAAAUAUUGGGACGUUACAGAUGUGAACAGCGUGAA
This is a messenger RNA of Acanthaster planci (crown-of-thorns starfish), 1736 nucleotides long. RefSeq names its product biogenesis of lysosomal organelles complex 1 subunit 1 (gene bloc1s1). Gene Ontology annotation, cellular component: BLOC-1 complex. Gene Ontology annotation, biological process: endosomal transport. The record is from RefSeq and is a predicted model, not a curated record. NCBI's taxonomy places the organism in Eukaryota, Metazoa, Echinodermata, Asteroidea, Valvatida, Acanthasteridae.